This is a messenger RNA of Candidozyma pseudohaemuli, 2643 nucleotides long. It is a transcript of the gene NGS1, whose product is annotated as Ngs1p. The record is from RefSeq and is a predicted model, not a curated record. Gene Ontology annotation, molecular function: hydrolase activity, hydrolyzing O-glycosyl compounds. The transcript has 2 exons. The coding region runs from base 1 to 2643 and encodes 880 amino acids. NCBI's taxonomy places the organism in Eukaryota, Fungi, Ascomycota, Pichiomycetes, Serinales, Metschnikowiaceae. Gene Ontology annotation, biological process: peptidoglycan turnover; carbohydrate metabolic process.
AUGAUACCGCAAGAUUCGCUUGGACAGCUUGUCUGCGGAGGCUUUCAAGGCACCACUGUUACCUCCCAGGCGUAUCAACUCAUCGUCAAGUACAAAGUUUCAACAAUGAUACUUCUGAGGAAGAAUGCCCAGCUGGUGGAGCAAAUGUCCAAGCUCAUUAGAGACUUGCAAUACAUCGCCUACAAGCACGCAGGAUACAAGUAUCCUUUGCUUUUCGCUGUGGAUAUGGAGGGUGGUAUGCUCAAUUCGUUGUUCGAUUCGCAAAACUUAACCCAAUUCCCGGGUGCCAUGGCUUUAGCAGCCACCGGAGACCCCCAGUUGGCCUAUGAGGUUUCAAAAGCUUUGGCUGAAGAGCUUCGUUACAUUGGAUUCUCCAUCAUACUCGGCCCGGUUCUUGAUGUCAUCACAAAGCUUUCUCAUCAACUCGUACUGGUUCGAUCAUUUGGUACGACGAUUGAUGAGGUUACCAAAUAUGGCAAGGCUUGUGCCAAGGGACUCAAAGAUGGCGGCCUUAUCACGGUUGGCAAACACUUUCCAGGUAUUGGUAAUGCCUCUGUCGACUCUUUAUUGGAAGUACCGAUGAUGGCAGACUCGCUUGAACAAAUCAGACGCUUCAACUCUGUGCCAUUUGCAGAACUUAUACACGAGGGCUUAAUAGACGGAAUCUCCGCUGCUGGCUGUGGAGUUCCUACCAUUUCUCCGGACGAAACACACGCUUGUCUUCUGCCUGUUCUCAUAAACCAAUUAUUAAGACAAGAAAUCGGCUUCGAGGGCUUCGUGAUAAGUGAAUGUUUGGAAAUGGAUGCUUUAUACCAUUCAAUUGGUUUGGGACAGGGCGUGAUGUUGGCCAUCUGUGCUGGUUGUGACUUGGUUAUGGUGUGCCAUGACUUUGAACUACAAAUCGAGGCAAUUGAAUCAAUUUCAAUUGCUCUCAACAACGGAACAUUGGAGGAAUAUAUGCUUACGCCAUCUUUGGGCCGGAUUGAAAACAUACAAAAAAGACUUCCGCAAUGGAGCAAGAUUUUCCCGGACGAUAAUCCAAUUGACACUAACCUAUACAGACUUGCACACCCAGAUGCCUGGAAACAACACAAAGCAUUGUCUGAGUAUGCCUACAGACGUUCGAUCACACUUAUCAGGGAUUAUGAGGGCGUCCUACCGUUGACACAGUAUCUCGGCGACAAAGGGGAGAAAAACAAUAUCUUGAUCCUUACGCCCUUGUUGAACCCAAUAUAUCCGCAGCUGGAGGAGCCCUCUAGAAAGAACUUGUAUCCUGGUGAAGCUGUGUUUCUGAAGUUUGGCGAAUAUCUCUCAGAAUUUUCUAACUCAGAAAACUUUAAUGUGCUUCAUACGACAUAUACAGCAAAUGGGCUCACUGCGCUACACGAGUCACUCAUUGAACAUUCCAAGGCCGUGAUUGUCUUCACAUCCGAAGCUUCCAGGAAUAUAAAAUGGCUUGUGGAUGACUUUGAUUGCCAUAGAGAUUGGCGUGGUCUUCUAAAACUUUUCAAAGCCAACCAGCCGAACUUCAGUGAGUCAACCUUCAGAUUACUUGUAUCUUUCCUUCAUUCAACAUCUGCCACUCAGCGUCAUUUCGUCAUCAGAAACUCCAGUUUGAACAUUCUUUACGGUGUCGUGAUUACGUGGGUUCAAGACCUAGGGUCCAAAGACUAUCGAGAUGAGGAGAAAACAGGAAGCAUAGUGUACUUGUUGGUCGACAAGAGUAAGCGUUUGCAACUGAUAGGUAAGAAUCUCCAUUUGCGUGCUAUGCGUUACCUACUAAAGGAGCAAGGUUGCCUGUUGGUCAAUUUGGGCUGCCUGUUUCCGAUGCCAGUUUUCUUUGAGGAAGGAUUCGAAGAAAGAAACCUGUCGUUCCUCAACAACGUUGGGUGGGACAUUAACGAACAAUCCAAGCUGUGGCCCGCUCAUGUCAUGGUGCUCAACGAGCUUUCCUCGUGGUCGGUACCUCAAAAGAUAUUCCGUGAGUUGAUGAUAGUGGGUGUACGAUUCGACAUUUGUCUGCAGAUGGAGAAACUUCAAGAAUUGGUUCUGCGAGCGACAGAAAGCGAUACGCAAGAGAAAGCUCUGCCCGCAUCCACAUCAACUGCCAAUUCGCCGGAUCUGAAUCCGACAGUGACAGAUGUCAGGACACACAAUCGAUGGUUGAGAGAACUCUAUCGCGAGGCAAUGCAUUGCAAUGACACCAACUCUGCGUUUGAAGCGAAGAUCAUCAUUGCCCUUGAGCCAAGCAACCAGAAUGUUAUUGGUAGUAUUGUUCUUUUUACAAACAGAAGCAAUCUUGCAAAAUACUAUCCUUUCAUCGAGGAGGCGUGUCUUGGUACUGGGAGUUACAAAAAAGAGGCUUUAGUGGGAGGAAUUGUCGGGCCGGUAAUUGAUCCGAGCUACUCUAACCUCACGGAGAUCUUCAAAUUUGGUCUUAUUUGUUCCGCGGUGACGUAUUUGAAAUCGAAUUACUGCGAUGCCAAUUCUGUUACAAGUAUGAACUCAUGCAUGAUGGUCGAAGUCAUGGAGGGUAAAUCUUUCACAGGAAUCAAGGCAAUAGGCUUUGAGCCGUGGCAACAGUACCACCAGUACUAUGAUAGACAACGGGAAGAUGAGGUUAUUCUAGGCGAUUCAAAUUAA